This is a messenger RNA of Neoarius graeffei (lesser salmon catfish), 1424 nucleotides long. RefSeq lists its product as uncharacterized. The coding region runs from base 110 to 1006 and encodes 298 amino acids. The transcript is spliced from 4 exons. Gene Ontology annotation, cellular component: mitochondrial inner membrane. NCBI's taxonomy places the organism in Eukaryota, Metazoa, Chordata, Actinopteri, Siluriformes, Ariidae. The record is from RefSeq and is a predicted model, not a curated record. Gene Ontology annotation, molecular function: ATP:ADP antiporter activity. Gene Ontology annotation, biological process: mitochondrial ATP transmembrane transport; mitochondrial ADP transmembrane transport.
AAAAAUCGGCCAUUUCGACCGCGCAAGAAGCCGGGAGGGCGAGAGAGGGGAAGAAAGUAGAUCAGGCCGGGGAAGUUUAACAACAUAACUUGUAAAUAAAUAAACCAAGAUGAGUGAGACAGCAAUUUCAUUUGCCAAGGAUUUCCUGGCUGGAGGAAUCGCCGCUGCUAUCUCCAAGACAGCUGUCGCUCCCAUCGAGAGAGUCAAGCUUCUCCUUCAGGUCCAGCAUGCCAGCAAGCAAAUCACAGUGGACAAGCAGUACAAGGGCAUUAUAGACUGCGUGGUGCGCAUCCCCAAGGAGCAGGGCUUUCUGUCGUUCUGGAGAGGCAACCUGGCCAACGUGAUCCGGUACUUCCCAACUCAGGCCCUCAACUUUGCCUUCAAGGACAAGUACAAGAAGGUCUUCCUUGACGGUGUGGACAAGCACAAGCAGUUCUGGCGCUACUUUGCCGGUAACCUGGCGUCCGGAGGUGCUGCUGGAGCCACCUCACUCUGCUUUGUCUACCCUCUCGACUUUGCCCGAACCCGUUUGGCUGCCGAUGUGGGCAAAGCUGGCACAGAGAGAGAGUUCACUGGCCUGGGCAACUGCCUGGUGAAGGUGUUCAAGUCUGACGGCAUCAAGGGGUUGUACCAGGGCUUCAAUGUGUCUGUGCAGGGGAUCAUCAUCUACAGAGCAGCAUACUUCGGCAUCUAUGACACCGCCAAGGGUAUGCUGCCCGACCCCAAGAACACCCACAUCGUGGUGAGCUGGAUGAUCGCUCAGACUGUAACUGCCGUUGCCGGUCUCACCUCCUACCCGUUCGACACGGUCAGACGUCGCAUGAUGAUGCAGUCCGGCCGCAAAGGAGCUGACAUCAUGUACAGCGGCACCAUCGACUGCUGGAGGAAGAUCGCGCGUGACGAAGGCCCGAAGGCGUUUUUCAAGGGUGCUUGGUCCAAUGUACUCCGUGGUAUGGGAGGCGCAUUCGUCCUCGUCCUGUACGACGAGCUCAAGAAGUUCAUCUAAAUGUCCCCUUCUCGUCCGUUAUCGUUUUAUUAUUUUUUUAAAAUAAUUUUCACCAACAAAACAAGGAGAAAAAUGGGGGGAAAAAAGUGGAAACGGUUAAUGCCAUGUAAAAGUAAAACCUGUUGUUCUGGCUGGACUCUUCUGCCUCAUCACUGAGGCCUGAUUAGUACUGCUGCUGGUUCUGAUUAAUAUGGAGAUGGUCUUUAUUUAAAGUGUGUGUGUGUGUGUGUGUGUGUGAGAGAGAGAGAGAGAGAGAGCGCCAUUCUCUUAGUCUGUUUAUCGUUUUUAUUCUCCCUGAGUCCCAACCCCUCAUCCUCGAUCCUCAUUUCUACAUGUGUGAGAGUUCUGAACGUGUUCUCCGCUCCACCAGUUUUUAAAUCAGUACUUGAAUAAAUUCAACUUAUUGGAGAAAAGAAAA